Messenger RNA from Daldinia childiae, 2217 nucleotides. Its product is annotated as Late secretory pathway protein AVL9. The coding region runs from base 1 to 2217 and encodes 738 amino acids. NCBI's taxonomy places the organism in Eukaryota, Fungi, Ascomycota, Sordariomycetes, Xylariales, Hypoxylaceae. Gene Ontology annotation, cellular component: cytoplasm. The transcript is spliced from 4 exons. The record is from RefSeq and is a predicted model, not a curated record.
AUGGCUACGCCCAAUUCUGCCCCUGCUGGGGAGGGAACCGAGGGCGGUAGAGCGAGCUUCGUGCCUUUAGUAACAGUUGUGGAUUUUCACCAUCACAGAGGCCCUGAAGUUGAGAGAUGGUUUGGUGUAGAAGAAGGACAAGACCCAGCAGUCGAAUAUGACUGGCCAUUGCUCCCGUUUAUGGCUUUGAGUGACGGAGCCCAUGCAUCGACCGAAGACUUCUCGUAUUUCACUCUUUUACGACCGGCUAAAGACGACUCUCCUGCGACAUCGCUCUUCGGAAUAGCAUGUACAAGACAAUUGGACGCCUCGCAAUUGCUAGUUCGGCCCUCCGACGUGACGCGCUCAACGGUGCAGAAGGCAGUCGUAGUAAUAGCAGAUAGCCCACAGUUCUUUGGCAUGCUGAGGGAACGAUUAUCUGUUGUUACCAGUGCGUGGUUUGCCCAGCGCGAGUUCAGUGAUACCGAGAUCCUGCGAAGGUUCCAGGAGAGCCUUGCCGAGGAGAAGGCGCGCGGCCAGAUGAAUGAGGAGGUAGACAGGGAUCAAUACCUAGGCAUGAGCCUCCGAGAACUCGUGAGGGAAUUCCGCUGGCAGACUUUAGUGCUCUUAAAGUGCUGCCUCUUGCAGCCGAAGAUGCUCUUCUUCGGCUCGCGAUGUGAGCGCCUGUGCAUGAUGCAGUUCUCCCUCAUCUCUUUAAUACCCGGAUUGCUUAGGAAUCUCCAAGAUUGUGCAGGGCCGGAGCUGAAUAACUAUGAGAAGAAUUUGACUCAGCCGACGAGUUUGAGAACUAGUGAUCGAAACUCGUUGCUCUCAUACAUGGGACUUCCAUUACAAAUAUUUGGCAAGGGGAGCCUAUUCGGGCCGUAUACGCCUUUACAGCAAUUGGAUAUCCUUGCAGACUUCGGCACGAAAUCAUAUAUAGUUGGCAGUACGAACUCAUUACUAUUACAACAAAGAGACCGGUAUAGCGACAUACUAAUCAACCUCGACGAAAGUACGAUCAAUAUUACUUCUACAUCACUUCGCACCGCAUUAGUACUCUCCCAUUCAGACAGACGAUGGAUCGAUUUUAUUACACAAGAGGUAAAUGACACAUGGGACGAAUCCAAUCCAGGCCGGCCGAAAACGAUGGGGUACCGUGGUAGCGAGGAAUUCAUCCGUCUUCAGUUUGAAGAAUAUCUUCUAUCUCUCAUUUCUUCCGUCAAAUAUCAUAAUUACCUCGCUAAAAAUGCACACAAUCCUAAAGCAACCCUCCCACAUAUCGAAGGAGACCCCUCUAUAGACUUUGGUAAUGAAUGGGUGGAAUACUGGAUGAGAACCGAAAACUACCGGAUAUGGGAGUCGCAUACGGACUCGCAUCUAUUUGACAUUGUAGAACCGAGGCAUCCUUGCGCUGGCGGACUUUCAAUUGAUGAUGUCCAACGACGGAUUCAGCAGCAGGUGCAAGAUUUACAUCUAGAUGAAAGAUUUGCAAUUGGCCGGGAAGUACUUGGCAGGAAUCUAGCAGCGGGACGCGAUAAAGCAAGUACCGUGUUCAACAAGCUAUAUGCCGAUAUGGAAGCCCUCCGUGAGGCGCAAAGGAAGCGUGCUGAAGAAUCCCAAGCGACUCAGGCUACAGCAGAGAAGAAUGGAACUACAGUACCUAAUGCAGAUUCAACAAAGGUUCAAAGUGCACCGAGUUCCGUUGGAGCGAGAGCCGGCGCUUAUAUUGGAAGCUGGACUUCUUGGGCAGACCAGAAGCGGAAGCAAGGAUGGGGCCGAUCAAGUAAUACUUCCAAUGGAACAGGAGGAGGAGGUGGUGGUUGGGGAUUUGGCGGACGCAAAUCGAGGUCUGGGAACACAGAUUCCAGCAGCGAAAAGAACACACCGUUAAGCAGUCCUGCACUUUCUUCACGUGGGUUUACCAGCAUGGAGAAGAUUCAAAUGUCAGAUGUACAGCAUCGAGCUAGCGAGGGCCAUGAGAGAAGGCCGCUUACGCAAGAUAGCUUUGACGAGAGCCUGCUCGAUGCUGCGGGCUCGGCUGACGAAAGCGGAUCUUCCAGUGCGGGCAGCCCACGAAAGAGCACCGCUCUAGAACGUAAUGGUAGGAAUCAAUACGCGAAACUCGACAGCGAUGACCAUGGUGAUAAUGCCAAGGUAGAUGAUACUGAAGAGAAGGAUGAUAUCAAAGAAGAUACUAAACGGGAGGAAUCCAAGGUAUCCGAAACUACUACGUAG